This is a messenger RNA of Xenopus laevis (African clawed frog), 1087 nucleotides long. RefSeq names its product SLAM family member 9-like. The coding region runs from base 89 to 871 and encodes 260 amino acids. The transcript has 6 exons. The record is from RefSeq and is a predicted model, not a curated record. Lineage: Eukaryota; Metazoa; Chordata; Amphibia; Anura; Pipidae.
GUAUCUGGAAUCACAAUUCAUACGACACUAAUACAGUGUGGGGAGCUGACCAAAUAAAUUCUGUAUAAAGAGAAAGAAGAAGAAGGAAAUGAUUCCUCUGUACCGGAGCCUCCUGCUCUUUAUUCUGCUGAAAUGUUAUUUCCCAGAAAUGAAUCUGUUCCCCGGAUGGGCCAAUGCUUCGGCAAUUAGCGAAGAUAAUCUAUGUGGGCCCUUAUCACAUAUAAUAGUCAGAGAAGGAGGAGAAGCGAUUCUACCAAUACACAAGUCAAGGACAGGAACUUUUACUUGGCGAUUUGAUACCGGAAACUUCUUUGAAAGCUUUGCUAAAACAGAAGCCGGAGGGAAGAUUUGGGACAUAAAGGAUCAAUUCAGAGGGAGACUGAGCAGCACAGAGAAUGGAUCUUUAAUCAUCACUAAUGUAACUAUGAAUGAACGAAAUCAAUACAUGGAAUGGGCAGACAAAGGUAGCUGUGUCCAAGCGUUUCAUCUAAUAAUCUACAAACCAUUAGAAGCUGAAGAUAUCCUGAUCCGACACAAUAUCACCGGGAAGGAAAUGUGUAACAUUACACUGACCUGUGCUGUGACUCAACCACAAGUGACCGUCUCUUGGGAUGAAACAAAUCGGACUGAGGUGGAAGGGGACACUCUACACCUCUAUAACGUGAAUUCCAAUGUGACUUAUAGUUGUACAGCACAGAAUCCCAUCAGCAGAGCCUCCAGAACGAUCAAUCCUUGGGAUCUCUGUUAUAAAGGAGCGGAACCUGAGGAACUGAGUCCUCCAACAGUUGUACCUCUGUUUGGGAUUGCGUUGGAUACCAUAGACGUGAAGACAGGCCAGGGGUCCCUACCUCUACCUCCAGGAAACGUUUAAUUUUUGUAAGGGAGAAAAGGAUGAAAUAGAAAGAGUUCUGCUUGUUCUCAAGGACUGGCAGCCGCACUAUAGCUGCUUUACUAGUAAUUGUACAGCAUAUUCUGAUAUAUUGAUCUGAACUGAUCAUACUCUGUCAUUGUAUUCAGCACAUAUUACUUGUCCGUGACCCAAUCCCUCAAGCCUUUGGGAGAGGGAAAAUAAAUGUAAUAAAAAUUA